GGAAAAAUUUCAUCCAAUAAGAAGUUAUCUUAAAAUCCAAUAUUAUGACAGUUGAUUCGACCAAUUAUUCCUAUGACCAAUCAGAAAUGAGUGAAUGGAAUGGGGAAUUCUAGUGAAAGACAAGAUGGUUGAUAAAAGGGGAAUGUAAGCUCAACGUCAAAGUUCAAGAUAAAUAUUGCAUAUUGGUUUGGAAACAACCUUCGACUUGACACGCAGGUAUUUCACACUUACUUAAUAAGUGUCAAGAGUGGAAGAUUCUUGUAUAAUAUUUCUUUAUUUGACUAUUUACAUCAAGAUUUAACUGAUUCUAACUUUUUAUAUUACGAAGUCGAGAGGACAAAAUGAGCUCAAUAUCCUGUGGGUUACAAAAAUAUUAUAACUUGAAAUUUCUUUAAUUUAACUAAUUGAAGUUCACAAUUAAAAAAUUUGAAUUCUGUGAUAUUUGAUGAAGUAGAAGCUGUUAAAGUUCUCACAAAACAUCAAAACCAUACUACUGUCGGCACAAAAAUUAGAGGCUCCUGACUUUGAAAGCUCUCAAAGCAGUUUGCAUCUUGUAGAAAAAGGAAAUCAAUAACAAUGAGCAAUGAGGAUUUUGAUCCAUGCGAAUGCAUGUUUAAUCAUCAUUUAGCAAUGCAACGUCUUUUAUCGUUUUUGCGGCAAAAUCAGGGUUACUGCACUGACAAUGAAUGUCUUUCCGUUUCGAGGUUGCCUGGACCGUCAAAUUCACCAAGCGACAAUUUCUUUAUGUUGUUUGUGAUGCUUGGAGUGAUGAUUAUUAUAUUCGCAUUGAGGCCAAAAUCUCUCAGACGGAAGCAACAAGAUAAAAUGAAAGUCUCUCGUGAUAGAUCUGACUCAAAUGACGAUCCUCCCGCACCUCCACCAAUUCACUAAGGACAAAAAUUGGCGUUUGUCGAGGAUUUUGAUUGAAGUUUAAAUGUUUGAUAUAUUUGCUCAACGAUUAAACUAACAAUCAAUAAAUUUGCAUUUGACUGGGACACCAAUGGACACAAAUAUUUAAGAAGUAUUACUUUAGCAAUACUUCUGGAGGCUGGAAAUUAAAAAUUUCUAAUUUCAACCAAAAAAACGAAAGAUAUAUAGAAAAAUAACAAGUUUUUUGAUAAAUUUUUCAUUAAAUAUUUUUAACAAAAACAUAUCUUCAAAAGAUAUUUUGCUAAUGAAAAUUUGUAAAUUUGAUAUUGCAUCGUUUAUCAAGAUUUGUAAAUAGAGAAAAAUUUCAACUUUUUUUUUAAUUAAGUCAUUAUUACAGAAAAUGACACUAAAAUAUUCAAUUUUUCUUUUGUUUUAUUUUAACCAUUUUUUAAAAAUUGAAAUUGUUUUAUGUGAUUUUAGAAUAUGAAAAUCCAGUAUUAAUUGGACUAGUCUUCCUGAAAUUUUUUAAUGAUUUCGAUAUUAUUAUUAUUAAUUAAAGAAAUUGUUGAAUUAACGACAGUUAAUAUUACUACACUACUACUACUACUACUACUACUACUACUACAACUACUACUAAAUAAUUCUGGAAUUAUUUAAUUGCUGAAAUGAAAUUGUCAAUUAUUGAAAUUUAUAAAAAUUGUUCGUUUAUUUUUUCAGUUAGUUUCGAAAAGUUUUGGUGAUUCAAUCUUCAAUGUAAUGAAUUGAUGUAUGAAAUUAUCUAUUUUCAUAAAAUAUAUAUGGGUUAAAAUUUAUCAAGGCAAAAAAAUUUUUCAUUUUCAAAAAACAGGGCCAAAUUUUGAAUUUUUUCAAAAAUUUUUUUCUGCAUUUGAAAGAACAGAAAAAAACUUCAGAAAACAUAUAAGACUUUUUAAAGAAAAUACUGUGAUAUAAAUGAUAUAAAAUUUGAUAAUUGAUAGUUUCAUUAUUAUAUUACUUUGCCAGUAAAAAUGCAAAAUUUGUAAAGAAAAUCAUUCCAAAAGUAGGAAUUUUACUGUAAAAAGAAAUUAAUAAUUUUAAAAGCUCAAAUUUUAUUAUAUAAUUUUAACACAUUAUCAAUAUUGUAUGUAAACUUUCUGGGGCUGGGAUGAUUUCAGUUCAUUUUUUUCAAAUCGCCUUUAAUAAUUAUAAUAAUUAAGUAAUAUUAGUUUCUAAAAAAUUAAGUUUUAAUCCAAGGUCUUUCCUUUAUUAAUUUUAUAUAAAUUAUAUAUUUACCACACAGAAUAAAAUUAAUUAUUAUUUUUAGAAGGUUGAUUUGAUUUGUCGUUUUAUAAAGUCGACAAGUCUUAUAUUCAAGUAAACCAAACUUUUUGAAAAAGAUUUUCCUUUUCUUGUUUGUGGAUAAUUAUUUCUGCAUCAUUUCUUCAAACAUUUUUUUUAAUUUUAUUAAAAGGGUAUAAAAAAUUUUAAUAAAGGGUCAAUUUAAAAUGUAAAAAAAUGUAUUGAAAAGAAAAAUAUUUAAAGCAAUUUUUAUUGUAAGCAAAUUAAAUAAUAUAAUUUGACUUGCAUCGUGCAAUAAAUGUAUAAAAAUUUUAUAGAAUUUUAAAUUUGUAUGCUUACAACAAAUUAGAUCUGCUUCAAUAUAUAAAAAUCGUCUGAAAAUUGUACAUUCCUGCACAAUAUUUUUAAUAAUAAAGAUCUGAACUUUA
Molecule: messenger RNA, 2576 nt
Organism: Leptopilina heterotoma
Lineage: Eukaryota; Metazoa; Arthropoda; Insecta; Hymenoptera; Figitidae
Product: small integral membrane protein 14
Exons: 6
Coding region: 577-891 (104 amino acids)
Cellular component (GO): endoplasmic reticulum
Source: RefSeq, a predicted model, not a curated record